Dama dama (fallow deer) is the source of this 1206-nucleotide messenger RNA. Its product is annotated as arylacetamide deacetylase-like 2. The record is from RefSeq and is a predicted model, not a curated record. Gene Ontology annotation, molecular function: carboxylic ester hydrolase activity. The transcript has 5 exons. Bases 1 to 1206 code for a protein of 401 amino acids. Gene Ontology annotation, cellular component: membrane. Lineage: Eukaryota; Metazoa; Chordata; Mammalia; Artiodactyla; Cervidae.
AUGGGGUACAAAACUCUGUGCUUUGGGCUGACUUGUAUCCUCUUUGCUUAUUAUAUUUAUACACCAAUACCAGAAAACAUUGAAGAACCCUGGAAAGUAAGGACCAUUGAUGCUGCUAUAAAAAUAACUUCACUUAUGGCUACAUUAUUGGAAAAAAUAGGUCUUAAAAGAUUUGAUGAAUUGUUUUCCAUGUUAAUGAAACUGGACUACACACAACCAAUUUCAGAUGAAAACGUUACAGUGAUGGAUAUAACCUUUAGUGAUAUUCCAGUACGUUUGUACUUGCCUAAGAGGAAGUCAGCAAGCCAGAGACCAGCUGUAAUUUUUGUUCAUGGUGGUGCCUUUGUUUUGGGAAGUUGUAAAUUAGCAGCUUUGGACCUCCUGAAUAGACAGACGGCAAAGAAUCUUGGUGCUGUCGUUGUGGGAGUGGAUUACAGAUUAGGUCAUCAGUAUCAAUUUCCUGUUGCCCAUGAAGAUGUCGUUUCUGUGGUCAAAUUCUUUCUACAAGAUAAGAUUCUUGCAAAAUAUGGAGUGGACCCCACUCGAGUCUGUAUUUCAGGUGAUAGUGCUGGGGGUUUAAUCGCAGCGACAGUGGCUCAGCUGAUACAGAAUGAUCCAGAAUUCAAAAAUAAGCUGAAAGCACAAGCUUUAAUUUACCCCAGCUUACAGGUCAUUGAUAUCACCAUUCCUUCUCAAAAAGAAAAUGAACAUGGUCUAAUUCUGUCAAAGAAACUGGAAAUAGAACUUGCAUGCCUGUAUUUGACUCAGGAUAAAGCACUCCCCCAGGCAAUGAUGAAAAAUCAACACAUGCCUCAUGGUUCAAGGCAUCUGUUCAAGCUGGUUAACUGGAGUAUCUUCCUUCCUGAGAAGUAUAAGAAGAACCAUGUAUAUACAGAACCAAUUCUUGGAAGACUUAAUCCUUUGCAUUCAGCACUUUUGGAUAGUAGGUUAUCACCCUUGGCAGUCAAUGAUUCCCAGUUGCAAAAUUUGCCCUUAACUUACAUCCUCACCUGUCAAUAUGAUCUUAUAAGAGAUGAUGGACUUAUGUAUGUCUCACGACUUCAAAAUGUUGGAGUUAAAGUUUCUCAUGACCAUAUGGAGGAUGGAAUCCAUGGAGCUUUAUCAUUCAUGGCUUCACCAAUUAAUUUACAGCUAGGCAUUAGAAUAAAAGAUAAGUAUAUUAAUUGGCUAGAAGAAAAUCUAUAA